AUGUCGAAAGCCAAGACAACGUGCUUGUCGAAAUUUGGCUGCCACUCGAUGCACACGACUGGAAUGGACGUCUUCAAGCCACAGGCGGUGGAGGUUUUGCUGCUGGCCAUCAAGAAGGGAUGGGCAGCAGUCUCUACGGAUGGCGGACACGACCCCGCCAUUGGCAAAUUUUGGGACGCCUCGUGGCUCUCUACGAACACUAAGACACAUGAUGGGCGGAGUGGAAAGAAUGGCAACAGGGACAUUAAUUGGGGUUUGCUCCACAACUUUGCGUCACGCAGUACGAUCGAUCAGAUUCUCAUCGCCAAGAGCAUCACACAUCAGUACUAUGGGUCGAAACCGCAUCACUCUUACUGGAACGGAUGCUCGACUGGAGGAAGACAGGGGUACGCUGUGGCACAGAAGUACCCUGAGCUUCUUGAUGGUAUCCUAGCGACGGCCCCGGCCGCGAGUUUCGUGAAUCUGGUCGUUGGUGAACUGUGGCCACUGGUCGUGAUGAACAAGGCAAAAGUUUACCCGUCCAACUGCGAAUUGGAAUACUUCCGAUACCAAGCUAUAAAAGCUUGCGAGAGUGAGUAUGACCUGAAGACGGGCAUACUCGAAGACCCUCAGGCGUGUGAGUGGACACCAACAAGCCUAGUUGGCGAAGCAUUCGAGUGUGAGGGGCAGCAAGUCACCAUUUCCCAAGAGAUGGCUGGAGUUGUACAAGCUAUUCAUGAUGGACCAGGUAGCACGGUUGCCGACAAGAAAUUUACUGGACUCGCUUGGGGAGUGCCAAUGACGGUUCUUGCAGAUAUAACAACAACCGAAGAUGGCACCCGCUCCGCAAAUCCUUUCAGUAUCUCCGCGAAUUGGCUGCGACAGGUGAUCCUACAGGAUGAAAAUUUCGACUUCUCUACGCUAGAUGAAGACCGCUGGUAUUCACUCUGGGUAUCGGCGUUGUCUGAAUUUGGUGGCAUCCUCAACACUGACGACCCGGAUCUUUCAAAAUUACGCGACUCAGGAACGAAAAUGCUCACCUGGCAUGGAAUCGAUGAUCCGGCGAUUCCAUAUCAGCAUACCAUUGAGUAUAGACGGAAGGUUGAGGCUAUUAUGGGUCGCGAUGUUGAUGACUACUAUCGCUUGUUCCUUGCGCCUGGCGUGUUGCACUGCGGCGGUGGUGUCGGCCCGGUUCCAAAAGACCCUCUAGACUCACUUGUGAGAUGGGUCGAAGACAACGAACAACCUGAAACUCUGGAAGCCGAAAUCGUAGGUGCAGAUGGAGAUCUUAUCACCAGAAAUCUUUGCAUUUAUCCUGCUGUUGCAAGGUAUAUCGGGAUUGGUGACACUAAGCGAGCUUCGACCUGGACCUGCGUUGGCGGCACUGAAAGACCAUCUACAGCCGAGCAAGUCGUAGAGAGCGAGUUUGACUACGGAAGUAUGCACCAAGCUCCAUUGACGGGUGGUGGCCGCAAGAAAGAGCCGGGAUCGCAUGACAAUGACAAGCCGGACAAGAAGUCAGGUCGCGCCGAGGAGAUCUUAGGAGGACUCAAAGAUCGCAUUGAAGGCCUAGGACUUGGCCUACAUGCGCAAUAA
Messenger RNA from Parastagonospora nodorum SN15, 1575 nucleotides. RefSeq lists its product as hypothetical. The record is from RefSeq and is a predicted model, not a curated record. The transcript is spliced from 2 exons. NCBI's taxonomy places the organism in Eukaryota, Fungi, Ascomycota, Dothideomycetes, Pleosporales, Phaeosphaeriaceae. The coding region runs from base 1 to 1575 and encodes 524 amino acids.